Messenger RNA from Aspergillus novofumigatus IBT 16806, 2010 nucleotides. RefSeq lists its product as uncharacterized. The record is from RefSeq and is a predicted model, not a curated record. The transcript is spliced from 4 exons. NCBI's taxonomy places the organism in Eukaryota, Fungi, Ascomycota, Eurotiomycetes, Eurotiales, Aspergillaceae. The coding region runs from base 1 to 1917 and encodes 638 amino acids.
AUGCAGCUCUUCAAAUCCUCUCGACCCGCAAUCCCCUCCUCUGACACAAGCCAGGCAGUUUCCCCUCGGAAAGUCCAAAUACACCCUCGACGAUAUUCGCCCAUUGACCGAUCCCUCAUCCGGUCUGGUCAAGUGUUGCCCGAAGGCACAGAGUUCGAUGGCAAGGCCUGCGUCCUCGGUGUACCCACUUGUCCCGAUGGCUUCAUCCGCAAAGAGGACAAGUGCGUGUCCACGGUCAAGCCCAUCUGUCCCGAAGGCAGCGAUUACGACGGCAAAGUCUGUAUCUCCACCUCGGAGCCAACCUGUCCACCCCCGACCGUAUGGAAGGGCAAGUCCUGCGUGACCGGACCUCCCACCUGCCCGUCUGGUUUCGUGUAUAACGGCAAUGUGUGCCAGUCGAAGGAGGGCCCCAGAUGUCCCGAGAAGUACACAUUCAAUGGCAAGACGUGUGUCAGUGCCAAAAAGCCCCAGUGUCCCGAAGGGCUGGCUUUCCAAGACGGACACUGCGUCAGCGAUCGUCCCCCAGUCUGUCCAGCGGGCACGGAGUAUCACAAGACGUUGAAGGUGUGUAUCUCUGUCUCCGGGCCCGAGUGCGAGGAAGGCAGCCGUGUCAAGGACGGGGUGUGUGUCUCCGACAUCAAGCCCUCCUGUCCCGAAGGCAGCUCGUUCCAGCCGACCACGGGCAAAUGCACGACGACCGCCAAACCCGCGUGUCCGCCAACCUCCGAGAUGGACCCCGUCACCAAGAAAUGCGUGCUGUCCGAGUCAGCCAGCUGUCCCCCCGGAAGUGACCUCUCGCUCGACAUGGCCUCCAACACCGCCCGCUGCUGUCCCCCGCAGAUGACGUGGAAUGGUGAAGUCUGCCUGAUGGGAGUCGACGAGAACGGCAAAUGCCCGCCGGGAAUGACGCUCGUCGGCAAGUUCUGCCAGAAGCAGUCCAUCAAGCCGCUGCGUCUCGACCGAGCCCCCGAAUGCCCGCCCAGCUACAUCCUCGACGGCGCCACCUGCACCAUGAUCGAAAAGCCCCAAUGCCCACCCGGCCUGAUCCUCUCCGGCGCAAACUGCAUCUCCUCCGUCCACGUCAGCUGCCCACCCGACACCAAAUACGAGUCCGGCCUCUGCGUCAGCCUCUCCCGCCCCCAGUGCGAAGAAGGCUUCACCUUCGACGGCACCAAGUGCAUCUCCACCACCCACAACCCCAAGUGCGACGACGACGGGGCCACCUUCAACGGCGAGGACUGCACCUCCGGCCACUUCCCCACCUGCCCAGAGGACACCAUCUUCGACGGCACCCGCUGCCUCCAUCCCCUCCUGCGCCCCGGCUCCACCCUCGUCGCCGGCGGCUGCGUCGUCGGUGUCCCCACCUGUAUCAAGGGCACCGUCUUCGACGGCAAGCAGUGCGUCAGCCCCAAGGACCCAGAGUGCCCGCCCGACCACAAGUGGACCAACGGGCGGUGCAUCAGCCUCGUCACCACCGAGUGCGAACCCGGCUACACCCUCCUCAACGGGGAGUGUGUCUCCGACCGCAAGCCCGAGUGUCCGGCCAAUACUCACUUCGACGGCCAGAACUGCGUUGGUUCAGUGCCUGAGUGUGAGCCCGGUCUGGAAUUCGACGGCGAGGAGUGCGCUUACCCCGAGGAGCCGACCUGUCCGGCGGGCAUGCGCUUCAACGGGAAGAAGUGUGUCGGUGAGAAGGAUCCCGUUUGCCAGCCUGGCACCGUCUAUAGCAAACAGGCCAAGGAGUGUCUUUCGAUUGAGCGGCCUGCUUGUCCACCUGGCCAGGUCUUCAAUGGCAAGCAGUGUGCUCUGGCGUCGGGUGACUGCAUGAACUUUGAGUAUUGUCCUCCUACGGGGAUCCCCGAGUGCAAGCCUGGCUCGGUGUUUGAUAAGCAUACGGGAAUGUGUGCGGAUUGGUAGACGUCGGUGGAGGAGUACCUAAAUAGCACCAUUAUUGAAAUAUAAUACCACUAGGCUAACAAGGUGUCUGGACAUGAUUCCUAUCAUUCUAGG